GCCACAGAAACCUAUUGGCUAUCAUGGAUUUGUGAUUUUAUUAUAUAACUUACACAUGAGCAAAACAAGACAUUCUAUACUUUUUUAUUUUUUGUAAUCCUCUCCAUCUUUUUUUUUUACGUGUAACUCAUACGCAGAAUCUUCUUUGAUUUUUUUUUGUGUUUGUAAUAUCAAUCAUAAGUAUGUCGUCGACCGGACAAGCGCCGGAGAAGUCCAACUUUUCUCAGAGGUGUAGUUUGCUCAGCCGUUACUUGAAGGAAAAGGGAAGUUUUGGGAAUAUAAAUAUCGGUUUGGCUCGAAAAUCCGAUCUUGAGCUCGCCGGAAACUUCGAUCUCAAAGGUCAACAAGAUGUGAUUAAGAAGGCAGAAACCUCAGGAACCAGAUCCUUCGAUUUGAUUCAGAAGGUUUCUAAUGGUGAAGCCUCUACUUCUUCUGGAGGCAAAGCCAUAGAUAUAAUUGAUCUCAGUGAACUGGAGCCUGGUAAUUCACAGCUGACCAUAUUCUUCGGAGGGAAAGUAAUGGUUUUUAACGAGUUCCCUGAAGACAAAGCAAAGGAGAUAAUGCAAGUAGCAGCGAAAGCAGCGAAUCAUGUUGCUCAUGUUGAAUCGAAAUCGAAGAACACUCAGAUGAAUCUGGACAUGGACAUUAGCAUCAGCAGCAAAAGCAAUGUGAUCAUACCUGAUCUGAAUGAACCAACUAGUUCAGGGAACAAUGAAGAUCAACAAACAGAGCAGCAGCAACAUCAGGGUGUGGAACGCAUUGCAAGAAGAGCUUCUCUUCAUCGUUUCUUUGCUAAACGAAAAGACAGGGCUGUGGCUAGAGCUCCAUAUCAAGUGAACCAAAACGGUAGCCAUCUUCCUCCCAAGCCAGAGAUGGUCAGUCCAUCAAUAAAGGCAGGCCAAUCCUCACGACACUUUGCAACGCCUCCAAAACCGAAGGCACAUAAUUAAUCAUCAUAUGCCGAUGGUGGUUGACAAAAAAGGAAGGAUAGUGUUCGAAAGAUCUUCAACUCAAGCUAUAGGGGAUAUGAAAGUGACGAGUUCAUCAUGUUUUUAGUUUCACUUAUUUAGGAUUUGAAGCCAAAUAUACUUAUAUAUAUAUCAUUCCAUACUUUUGACCAAUCUGAGUGAUUUAUAGUGUAUUUACGUAGCUAGUAUUAUUUUCAUAUAUCUUAAAUUGAAUGUAAAAUUUAUUUAAAAUCCAAAAAAAAUUGUUUUACAA
Messenger RNA from Camelina sativa (false flax), 1221 nucleotides. The record is from RefSeq and is a predicted model, not a curated record. NCBI's taxonomy places the organism in Eukaryota, Viridiplantae, Streptophyta, Magnoliopsida, Brassicales, Brassicaceae.